Messenger RNA from Magnolia sinica, 451 nucleotides. RefSeq lists its product as uncharacterized. The record is from RefSeq and is a predicted model, not a curated record. The coding region runs from base 119 to 451 and encodes 110 amino acids. The transcript is spliced from 2 exons. Lineage: Eukaryota; Viridiplantae; Streptophyta; Magnoliopsida; Magnoliales; Magnoliaceae.
UCAAGCAUUGAAUUUGCCUCAUUUUUUGGCUUAUGUCUUAAAACGAUGUGGAAAAAUGGAUGGAUGGCAUGGAUAAUUGACACAUCAUGUUGGGCCCACAGAUCUCGAGAGACCCCUGAUGACCUGGCCUCCAGGCAAUCCGCACCCUAAUCUUACAAGAGUAUACAACAGUUUGCAAGGCCACACGGUGAUGGAACGUGCACAGGUUCCACUGUACAAGUCUCUCCAGGGAAUAUCCAGCUCUGGCUUCACAACUGGACAGGCCAGGGCCUUCUCAUUAGCACAGCAUCUCCAUUACCGCAGCCUCAUGAUAGAACAGCCCCUCUCUCAGAUUUCUGGGACUCAUCAGGCACCUAGAAUCUGGUCCAUGCAGAAAAUUUUCUACCCCAACAGACCAUCUGAUCUAUCAAUGACAGCGGCAUCUUUAUUUCCACAUCUUUAUUUCCAAUAG